Messenger RNA from Acaulospora morrowiae, 1539 nucleotides. NCBI's taxonomy places the organism in Eukaryota, Fungi, Glomeromycota, Glomeromycetes, Diversisporales, Acaulosporaceae. The record is from the annotation of a GenBank genome assembly.
AUGUUUUCAUACUUCGAAGAUGACACCGAUACUCUUUUUAGAUGUUUGUUAGUAAAUCGAGUUUGGUUUGAAAAGGCGGCCGCCAUACUUUGGAGGUCACCCUUUUGUCAACCAAGAAAGCCUUCGAGAAAAUUGAUUGAAACUUUUAUUUCAUUUCUUGAUGGUCGUUCAAAAACAAUUCUUGCCGACAACGGCAUCUUUCCCAUACCUUCUUCAUCGAGAAAAUCACCCCAUACCUUCGUUUAUUCUCCAUUCGUGCGUAACCUUUGCUAUAGGCGUUUGUAUGAAUCUGCCUGUUCUUUUAUUUUUGGAGACGUCGAAAACCGAAAAAGGAAGACUUGGACCGAGGAGAAACGUUGUUUAUUAUUGGUUGAAGAAUUGUGCAAAUUUCUGAUUAGGAAUUGUCCUUGCAUCGACACCUUAUCCUAUGAUACAGCCGACGUUAACUUCUAUGGCACCGAUGUUUAUAUGAAACUUCCAAUGAUGCCAACUGCAAAAAAUUUGUUUGCACGUUUAAGGAAGCUUGAUUGUGGUGGAAAAUACGAGAAAGGUGAAUUGAUGCAUGCUAUAUCGAUGCAUUGCAAAAAUCUUGACACCCUUGAACUCAAUUUCUACGAAUUUGAUAUGUUUAAUUCGGAUAGUAGACUUGAGCUUAAAAAAAUGUCCGGUUUGAUCUGUUCCCAGAAAAGCUUGCAUAAUCUUAUAAUUCGUGGAGGAAAAUUCAAAUACUUAUCGGAUUUCAUGAAACCUCUGGAAACGCAGAAGAAUUCUUUGAGUCGAGUCGAAUUCCAUCGUGUUUAUUUUAGGGACUCUGGACCUUUGGAGGCGCUUGCUAGUUGCUUAAAUCUAGAAAUACUCACCUUUCGAGAUUGCGAGAAUUUAAAAAAUGAAACCUUUUUACCUUUGGCCUCGGUGGCAUUUACGAAAUUGAGAACAUUUACACUUAAAAAUAGACAUCAACAAUCCUUUGAUAGCUUGGCUCAGAUGAUCAAAAAUACACGAGGUUCUUUGCGAGAGAUUAGAUUUAGAAGACGUAAUAUUAAAAACAUGGUGAUUUCCGAAGUCCCCGACAUCCCUUUGAAUGUUAUAGAAACGAUUUCAAAGGCAUGUCCUAACCUUCACACUUUUGAAUGCCACAUAGAAAAGCAAUCGAUGCUCUAUUUUCAAUUAAUAUUAAAUUCUUGCGCAUUAGAAAAACUCUAUGUCUCUAUCGAGUCUGAAUGCAAAGAAUUCUUUAGAUCACGGGUUCCAUCUCUUUUACCCAGUUCUCUACAUCAUUUGACCAUCUCGACCAUGAAUAGAUUUACUUCCGAUGAUUUGGAUCGAUUUUUAAAACUGUGCUCGGUACCUUUGACAACAUUCCAAUUAACGACUUCUCCCUUUGUGGAUGAUCAAUGCCUGAAGGUUAUUGUGAAAUUUGCUCGACGGCGUAGAACUCUGAAAUACGUUACUUUACCUCGUUGUUCAUUAGUCACUGGAGAAGCAAUAAGAAAAGCUCGGGAAGUUAUUUCCUUCAUCGAAAAGGUGGGCGAAGAAUAG